GAAACGAGAAUCUUCUAACUUGCGACACAAAUUAUUGGAAAUGACCCAAAAGAUGGCCAUGCUGCAGGAAGAACCUGUGAUUGUAAAACCAAUGCCAGGAAGACCCAACAUGCAAAAUGCUCCCCGGAGAGGGUCAAUGGACGGGCCUCUCCCUCGUCCUCGAUGGUCAUCUGAGGCAUCUGGAAAACCCUCUGCCCCUGAUGCAGGAUCUGGCGCAGCUCCCACGAUGAACAGCGGCUCGAGAAGCUCUUCCCCUGCCAAGGUGACGGAGGAGGGCAAGCAAACUGUUCCCCAAGAGCCUGAAGGCCCUUCAGUUCCCAGCAUUACAUCUUUGGCUGAGCCUCCCGGAGCAGUAAGUCCUUCGAGGCUCAGGGCUGAGCUGGUCACGCGGGCUGUUUCUGGAAAGGACGUGAAGAGCAUGGCCCGGAUCCGCUUUCUUUAGACUGCAUGGCAGUAUUGAUCUUACUGUUGCCUGGGCUUGGAAGUGU
Equus quagga is the source of this 488-nucleotide messenger RNA. Its product is annotated as transport and Golgi organization protein 1 homolog. Gene Ontology annotation, biological process: protein secretion; endoplasmic reticulum to Golgi vesicle-mediated transport; vesicle cargo loading. Gene Ontology annotation, cellular component: endoplasmic reticulum membrane; endoplasmic reticulum exit site. The transcript has 5 exons. The coding region runs from base 41 to 442 and encodes 133 amino acids. NCBI's taxonomy places the organism in Eukaryota, Metazoa, Chordata, Mammalia, Perissodactyla, Equidae. The record is from RefSeq and is a predicted model, not a curated record.